AUGAGCUUCUACCGCACCGCCCAGGAGAUCCGCGUCGUCGACGGCCACAUCCUCGUUGCCGUCGUGGAACAGGAGGGCGGCAACUGGGACGAGUCUACCUUCGACCUCAACGAGUGCAUUGGAAACGACGAGGGUCGUUUCCUGUGGGGCGGCCGCGACUUCGCCGGAAGUGCCCAGGACAUCAGCUUUGCUAUUGAGGGUGCCGACAGCGUGCCCGUUCUGAGAGCCCGCCUCGCCAACUCCGAGGGCGAAUGGUUCGAUGCCGAUGUCAACCUGGCCGAGCACAUCACCAACCGCAACGGUGUCCUCGAGUACCAGGAGGAGUCUCUUCUUUAA
Messenger RNA from Aspergillus ibericus CBS 121593, 336 nucleotides. Its product is annotated as CVNH domain-containing protein. The transcript has 2 exons. NCBI's taxonomy places the organism in Eukaryota, Fungi, Ascomycota, Eurotiomycetes, Eurotiales, Aspergillaceae. Bases 1 to 336 code for a protein of 111 amino acids. The record is from RefSeq and is a predicted model, not a curated record.